Ophidiomyces ophidiicola is the source of this 627-nucleotide messenger RNA. RefSeq lists its product as uncharacterized. Lineage: Eukaryota; Fungi; Ascomycota; Eurotiomycetes; Onygenales; Onygenaceae. The coding region runs from base 1 to 627 and encodes 208 amino acids. The record is from RefSeq and is a predicted model, not a curated record. The transcript is spliced from 2 exons. Gene Ontology annotation, biological process: iron-sulfur cluster assembly.
AUGUCCGCCCCAUUACAAAAUCUCAAUCCCACAAUUAUCCGCUCUGCGGAUUUACCAACGCGUCAGCCUAUAAAGAAGACCGUCUCUUCAUCUCGCGAGCCAGAUCCAUACGAGGGGACUAUUUUUGCGAGCAGUGACCUAUCGGGAGAGCCAUGGAAAAAUGACCCGUUUGAUACAUAUCUUGAGAAAUCGGAUACUGAGAUUCCUAGUGAAGAUGAACUAGAAGAGCCGAUUGACGAGCAAGAAAUUUACGACUUAAUAUCCACAAUAUCCGACCCUGAACACCCUAUAUCACUAGGAGAACUAGCUGUCGUCUCCCUUCCAGAUAUCUCUAUUACUUCAGCCCUCCCGGAAAAUCCUGCUUCGCCCCUCCGAAAAGUAACUGUGCUAGUUACACCCACUAUUACUCAUUGUAGCCUUGCAACUGUCAUCGGCUUGGGUAUCCGUGUCCGGCUGGAGCGAAGCUUACCGCCCCGCUUUAGGCUUGACGUACGGAUCAAAGAGGGUACAUAUAAUGCAGUAGAGGAGGCGAAUAAGCAAUUAGGGGAUAAAGAAAGAGUCGCUGCGGCAGCGGAGAAUGCGAGCUUGAUGAACAUGAUUGAAAAGAUGCUGGAGACUUGUAAAUGA